This is a messenger RNA of Talpa occidentalis (Iberian mole), 2244 nucleotides long. RefSeq names its product protein kinase cAMP-activated catalytic subunit alpha (gene PRKACA). Gene Ontology annotation, molecular function: protein kinase A regulatory subunit binding; ATP binding; cAMP-dependent protein kinase activity. Gene Ontology annotation, biological process: peptidyl-serine phosphorylation. Lineage: Eukaryota; Metazoa; Chordata; Mammalia; Eulipotyphla; Talpidae. The record is from RefSeq and is a predicted model, not a curated record. Gene Ontology annotation, cellular component: nucleus; cAMP-dependent protein kinase complex. The transcript is spliced from 10 exons. Bases 210 to 1265 code for a protein of 351 amino acids.
ACGGACAGCAGCGGACUUGGGCUGAGGUUCCCGGGCGGGCGGGCGCGGAGAGACGCGGGAAGCAGGGCUGGGCGGGGGUCGCGGCGCCGCAGCCAGCGCAGCCAACCCGAGGGGCCGCCGCCGCCGCCGCCCAGCGCGCUCCGGGGCCGCCGGUCGCCGCCAGCACCCGCCGCGCCACAGCUCCGGGAUCGGCCCCGGCCGCCGCCGCAAUGGGCAACGCCGCCGCCGCCAAGAAGGGCAGCGAGCAGGAGAGCGUGAAAGAAUUCUUAGCUAAAGCCAAAGAAGAUUUUCUUAAAAAAUGGGAAAGUCCUGCUCAGAAUACAGCCCAUUUGGAUCAGUUUGAACGAAUCAAGACCCUUGGCACGGGCUCCUUCGGGCGGGUGAUGCUAGUGAAGCAUAAGGAGACUGGGAACCACUUUGCCAUGAAGAUCCUCGACAAACAGAAGGUGGUGAAACUGAAACAGAUCGAGCAUACCUUGAACGAAAAGCGCAUCCUGCAGGCUGUCAAUUUUCCGUUCCUCGUCAAACUCGAGUUCUCCUUCAAGGACAACUCUAAUUUAUAUAUGGUCAUGGAGUAUGUGCCUGGUGGGGAGAUGUUCUCACACCUGCGGCGGAUCGGAAGAUUCAGUGAGCCCCAUGCCCGCUUCUAUGCGGCCCAGAUUGUCUUGACCUUCGAGUACCUGCACUCGCUGGACCUCAUCUACCGGGAUUUGAAGCCGGAGAACCUGCUCAUUGACCAGCAGGGCUAUAUUCAGGUGACAGACUUUGGUUUUGCCAAGCGCGUGAAAGGCCGCACCUGGACUUUGUGUGGAACCCCCGAGUACCUAGCCCCUGAGAUCAUCCUGAGCAAAGGCUACAACAAAGCUGUUGACUGGUGGGCCCUGGGGGUGCUCAUCUAUGAAAUGGCCGCCGGCUACCCACCCUUCUUUGCUGACCAGCCCAUCCAGAUCUAUGAGAAGAUUGUCUCUGGGAAGGUGCGGUUCCCAUCCCACUUCAGCUCUGACCUGAAGGAUCUGCUGCGGAACCUCCUGCAGGUGGAUCUCACCAAGCGCUUUGGGAACCUCAAGAAUGGGGUCAAUGACAUCAAGAACCACAAAUGGUUUGCCACAACUGACUGGAUUGCCAUCUACCAGAGGAAGGUGGAAGCUCCUUUCAUACCAAAGUUUAAAGGCCCUGGGGACACGAGUAACUUUGACGACUAUGAGGAAGAAGAGAUCCGAGUCUCCAUCAAUGAAAAGUGUGGCAAGGAGUUCUCUGAGUUUUAGGGGUGUGCCUGUGCCCCAGUGGGUUUUCUUUUUUUGAGGGGGGUGGGGGGGAGGGUUGGAUUGAACAGCCAGAGGGCCCCAGAGUUCCUUGUAUCUAUUUUCAUCCCCAUCUCCCCUCCAGGAUAGGAGGAGCAGGAAGCCCAGAUAGUCAGAGGGAAACACUAGCUGGUCCCCUCACCUCCUUGGUCCUCCUGCCCCUUCUAUUGCUUUUGCCUUUCUCCUCCCUAACUCCCCACCCAAACCCACCUCUGCCUGUUUUAAACGAGUUUCUCAGUUCCAGUUAGACCAGGUCUUGCUGGUGUAUCCAGGGACAGGGUGUGGAAAGAGGGGCCCAAACUUAACUCCAGCACCCACCCACCCCCCCAAAAAAACCACAGGCACCAUUCAUUAAGGGCAAAUGAAGGAAAGUCCACCCUUCCCUUCACAAAAACUCUGCCUGGGAAGGAGAGAUUUUUAGUGACAUGUUCAGUGGGGCUGCUUGCAAGAAUUUUUAAAAGAACAAAUUUACAAUCUUAAGUUCCACCAAUGCCUCCUUCCUGCCUCCCUCUACCUCUCUGAUGUCCUCUCCCAUCCUCCCUCCUGAAAUUCUUUUUAACAAAGCUGGGAAGCAGGCUGAAUUUAUAAAGGAAGGAGCUGGGGUUGAACCUCUGCCCCAAGCUGCUAAUGUCCCCUGACCCCCAUAACUGGGGAUCCCCUGCCAAGCCUGGAAGGGUCUCAGCCCUUUUAGGAAGUCCCUACUUGCUUCUGCCUCAACAGACCUUUCUUCAUCCUUGGCCUCUGGGACCCAGACAAGCAGCUGCCCCUGCUCUCCCUGCCAAAGAGUUGUUGUCCCCAGAAAAGACAGAGAGGGAGCCCUGAGCCCGGGGUCUUUCCUCCCAGCAGCACUUCCCCCAAAAGCUUAAAUUUUAUUCAAUUAGAUUUUAAUGCCCAGCUUCCUCUCAGUUCGGUUGGGAAGGCAACAUCCCACCGCCCCCCCCAC